Molecule: messenger RNA, 780 nt
Organism: Vigna unguiculata (cowpea)
Lineage: Eukaryota; Viridiplantae; Streptophyta; Magnoliopsida; Fabales; Fabaceae
Product: mediator of RNA polymerase II transcription subunit-like protein
Biological process (GO): regulation of DNA-templated transcription
Cellular component (GO): mediator complex
Source: RefSeq, a predicted model, not a curated record
UAACUAUUAGGGUUUCCCAAAAGAAGCGAAAUUAGGUUUAUGAAUCUAAUAUGGAAACCCAAAUGCAUCUUCACUCUUCUUCAUCUCUAGUCCUCACUCACGCGCGUCAUCUUCUCAGUCGCUAUCACGCUGGAAAGGAAUAUGGGUGAUCGGCAAGUAAUUGAGCAACAGCACAUAGGUGAUCCCCAACUGCCAUCUUCUCCUCCCUCAAAGGAUGAUAUGGUUUCGUGUGUUAUGGCUUUGGAAGCUGCUUUGCUUCCCUGUUUGCCAGCCAGAGAACUUCAAGCAAUAGACCGUUCUCCCCAUCCUUCACAUCAAAUUGAUGUGGAUAGGUAUGCAAGAGAUUUUAUGGAGGCUGCCAAGAAACUUCAGCUUUAUUUUAUUAGCCUGCAACGUGAGGAUAAGCCAACAAAAGUUGAAAUGCUUAGAAAGGAGAUUGCUCUGAUGGAAGAGGAACUUAACAUAAAAGACGAGCUGAUAAAGAAACAAGAAAAUUUAAUUCAGGAAUGGAAAAAAGAGUUGAAAGAUCAGUUAGACAAACACAAGACUGAGUUGGACAGGGUUUAGUGUAUGCUUAAUCCUGGUGCUUCUCUGCUCUUUAAAUGUUUAAAAAUUCGGUGCUACAUUUGUGGCUUAUUUUCCCUCUCCCCUCUUUAGAAUAUUGUUCAAGUUAGCAUCCCAUAGCAUGAAAUUCCAAACAUACUUAAAUGGCUGAGAAGAGCUGUGCAUCGGAUUGAAUUAAUUUAAAGAAUAUGAUAAUUCAAACUUAUGUAACUUAAA